CUCCGUGAGACUAUAAUCCUCCCUGCCCACAAGGCACAGCGCUGCUCUACUAUCGGUGGGCGGAGUCUGCAGGGAGUGGGCCUGCCCGGCGCUUUUAAUACAGAUGCGCUCCUCCAUGCGCCCUGCGUUCAGCGGCGAGCGGACACGGCAGAGGCAGAGCACACAGCACCAUGACUGCACCCAGCAACACCUACGAUGUUAUAGUGGUCGGCGGAGGAAUAUCAGGUUUGAGUGCAGCGAAGCUGUUGAAAGCCAAUGGACUGAGCCCUGUAGUCUUGGAGGCCAGGGAUCGGGUCGGUGGUCGCACCUUCACUGUGCGGAAUAAGGAAACAAAGUGGGUUGAUCUGGGCGGGGCUUACAUUGGACCAACUCAAAACCGCAUCCUCAGAUUGGCAUCCGAGUAUGAUGUGAAGACCUACAAAGUCAAUGAGCAGGAGAGCCUGGUGCAUUAUGUCAACGGAAAGUCUUACCCGUUUAAAGGCUCCUUCCCUCCCAUGUGGAACCCUAUCGUCUUGUUGGACUUCAACAACCUGUGGAGGACGAUGGACGAGAUGGGCAAGGAGAUUCCCAAAGAAGCUCCCUGGAGUGCUCCCCAUGCUGAGGAGUGGGACAAGAUGACCAUGCAGCAGCUCUUUGAAAAAAUCUGCUGGACCAGUACUGUUCGUCGUUUCGCCACGCUGUUUGUCAACGUGAACGUGACCUCUGAACCCCAUGAAGUGUCGGCCCUGUGGUUCCUCUGGUAUGUGAAACAGUGCGGGGGAACCAUGAGGAUCUUCUCCACCAGUAACGGAGGACAGGAGAGAAAGUUUGUAGGCGGCUCCAGUCAGAUCAGUGAGUGCAUGGCCAAGGAGCUGGGAGACCAAGUGAAGCUGCAGUCUCCGGUCUACAGGAUCGACCAGUCCGGAGACAUGGUGGUAGUGGAGACGCUGGACAAACAAAUCUACACAGCCAAGUAUGUGAUUGUGGCCACCCCUCCUGGUCUGAUCCUAAAGAUGCACUUCAACCCUGAGCUUCCACCUCUGAGGAACCAGCUUAUCAGCCGUGUCCCCAUGGGCUCCGUCAUCAAGUGCAUGGUCUAUUACAAAGAGAACUUUUGGAGGAAAAAAGGUUACUGUGGCAGUAUGGUGAUUGAGGAGGAGGGCGCUCCCAUUGGCCUGACAUUGGAUGACACAAAGCCUGAUGGGACUGUACCUGCCAUAAUGGGAUUCAUCCUUGCCCGCAAGUGCAGAAAGCUAUCAGGGCUGAGCAAAGAGGAAAGGUUGAAGAGGAUCUGUGAGAUCUACUCCAGAGUGCUGGGAUCAGAAGAGGCUCUGCAUCCGGUGCACUAUGAAGAGAAGAACUGGUGUGAAGAGCAAUACUCUGGAGGCUGCUACACAGCCUAUUUCCCCCCAGGAAUCCUUACCCAGUAUGGAAAGGUGCUGAGGGAGCCAGUUGGCAGGUUGUACUUUGCAGGCACAGAGACAGCCACAGAAUGGAGCGGCUACAUGGAGGGGGCAGUGCAGGCUGGAGAGAGAGCAGCCAGAGAGGUCAUGUGUGCAUUAGGUAAAAUCCACCAGAGUCAGAUCUGGCAGACGGAGCCUGAGUGUGUGGAGGUCCCAGCACUCCCCUUUGUCACCACCUUCUGGGAGAGGAAUAUGCCUUCAGUUGGUGGUUUCCUCAAGUUCAUGGGAGUCUCCGCCUUUCUGUCUGUUGCCACCGCAGCCAGCCUCAUGGCCUACAAGAAGGGCCUCCUUCCCCGGAGUUAAGCUGCCCACGCCCGUCAUCUCACUCCUCUGCAUCUCAAAGGGGGCAUGUCUCAAUACUGUACUCUUAUACUUGUAGUGCGCUACUUUAUGGCCCAAAGUAGUGAAGUAUAUAGGGUAGUGUUUUUGAGAAACACCCCGCUGACUUUUGAGCUCACACAAAACACUAAUGCACCAUCACUUUGUGGCUGAUUAAAAGUUAAGAGAUGCUACAGUAGUUUGAGGAGUGAAGAAGAGCUUAACUUCAGUUAAAAUCUAUAAUAAAUCGGAGAUUCAGAUUGUGAAAUCAAUGAAGAAAAAACUAUCGAUUUAAGAAAAAUAUAUAUCACUAUUAAUAUUCCAUACAUUGCCAAUUACAUUCACGUUCUUGAUUACAUGAUGAUUUGUCUUAACUCAUCAUGCUUUCUGUGGGUGUAUGAUCUUGGUGUGUGUGCAUGUGCACAUGCUUUGGUGAGCAUGCAGCUGAGAGUGUGAGUUUGUCACUUGUGUACAAAGUGUGUGUGUGUGUGUGUGUGUGUGUGUAUCCAGUGUCUAAUUACCUCUGCUGAUUUUAGGUGCUGAUUUAUUCUGGCCAAGCAGCUGUCGCUGUUUGAUGAGAUCCAGCAACAUCAGAAUAGAAUAGAGUUGUGCCAUGGCCCAUUACAGAAUCACAGAGGAGGUUUAAGGAUAAGUUAUAUAUUUUAUAUUUUUCUUAUUGUCAACAAAUCCCAUAAAAAGAUCAAAACCAGCAAUGAACAGAUCUUUUUAUCUAGUACUGUCUGUGUAGAUUAAUAUGUCCUUCCUCUGUGCCACAGAGCUCCAUCACUCCAAAAAUACUGUUGCAUUGGGUGACAUGUUCCUUCAUUACCAUGAACACACACACUGUAGUUUAUUUUGACU
Messenger RNA from Morone saxatilis (striped sea-bass), 2621 nucleotides. RefSeq names its product monoamine oxidase (gene maoa). Gene Ontology annotation, molecular function: oxidoreductase activity. Lineage: Eukaryota; Metazoa; Chordata; Actinopteri; Moronidae. The record is from RefSeq and is a predicted model, not a curated record.